AUGGGGCUGCAGGUGAUCGUCGAAAAUGCGCGGGGCUGGACUGUACCGUUGGGAGCUGUAAGACGCGGCCUGCAGGUAGCACCAGGUACCAAUAGUGCGAUACGGCAACCCGGCCCCAUCCGAUCAAUCUUUAUUCAACGACCUACUCAAAAUUACGACAUCAAAAUGGCAGUCGAUGUUAAAGAAAGACACAACUCCUACACGAGAGGAAACUGCUUCACGACCAUCGGUAUCAAGAAGCUCUACCCAACUCUCAGUCCCAAGAUCGAAGGAAUAAAGGGAGCAAAUUCAAACGAGAAAUAG
This is a messenger RNA of Alternaria burnsii, 303 nucleotides long. RefSeq lists its product as uncharacterized. The transcript is spliced from 2 exons. Lineage: Eukaryota; Fungi; Ascomycota; Dothideomycetes; Pleosporales; Pleosporaceae. The record is from RefSeq and is a predicted model, not a curated record. Bases 1 to 303 code for a protein of 100 amino acids.